Molecule: messenger RNA, 312 nt
Organism: Strongyloides ratti
Lineage: Eukaryota; Metazoa; Nematoda; Chromadorea; Rhabditida; Strongyloididae
Exons: 5
Coding region: 1-312 (103 amino acids)
Source: RefSeq, a predicted model, not a curated record
AUGUUAAAAAUAAAAUUAUUAGAAUUUGAAGAAAUUAAAUCAAAAAUUAAUGUUACAUUUGAAUCUUGGGUUUACAAAGUAGAUAUUAUAAUAUUAGAAGUAUCAGAUGCUAAUAUUUUAAUAAAUAGUGUAGGAAUUGUAACAAGAAAAAUAUUUUGUGAAUGUUAUAACAAAAUUCAUAGUCAAUUAGUUUCAAUAACAUCAGCAGCUAAAAAUUUGGUGUUACACGAAUUAUUUAUUAAUGUGCAUCUAAAUUUGGAGUUGUUGGAUUUUCUAAAGAUUAAUCAGAUAAACUGUUAUAUGUUAAAAUAA